Messenger RNA from Oncorhynchus tshawytscha (Chinook salmon), 3419 nucleotides. Its product is annotated as B-cell linker protein. NCBI's taxonomy places the organism in Eukaryota, Metazoa, Chordata, Actinopteri, Salmoniformes, Salmonidae. Gene Ontology annotation, biological process: cell surface receptor protein tyrosine kinase signaling pathway; intracellular signal transduction. The record is from RefSeq and is a predicted model, not a curated record. The transcript is spliced from 22 exons. Bases 143 to 1573 code for a protein of 476 amino acids.
AGGUAUUAUUAUUUUCCCACAGCUAUGAUGACAUUUUAGGCAGGCAGCCAGUGCCAGUGAGUUCAUUCACAACGCAAACAUUGAGCUGGAUAGUAGCUAGACGCAGCAGGUGGCCUUCUCGGGUCAAUUUACUCAUUAAGAUAUGGAUACACUGAACAAGUUCACAGCUCCUGCAAGUGCAAAACUUCGACAGCUUCAGAAGAUGGUCCAGGAUAUCAAGAAGAAUGAUGGCAGCAUCCUAAACAGGCUGAGAAGAUUUCAAAACAAGUCAUCUCCAAAACUACCCGUAAAAGACUAUCAUGGUAAUGACGUGGAGGAAGAACAGUGGUCUGAAAAAGAGUUUGACAGUGACACUUGUGAGUUCCCUCAAGAGGAGAAGGAUGACAGCUAUGAGCCUCCUCCCUGUCAGAGAGUCUUCCUCUCCACUUCAUCUGCCUCCUUUCCCAGGGGGGAAUACAUAGACAGAUGCCGCAGCAGGCCGGCAAGCCCCUCCCCCAGGAAGCCCGUCUGGCCUCAAAAGACCACCAAACCAUCACCGUCACCAUCACUGCCCCCCAAACCCAACCAGCAGGACUAUGAUGAAGAAGACUACGUCAACCCAGAAAGUGACGAUGAAGACAACUAUAUAAACCCCACAGAGGAAUCACCUGCUAACCAUCUGAUGCAUAGAAGAGGCAAACCAAUAAGGAGCAGUCCUUCAAUGUCCAAGACUGUUCCAGAGCGCUCAAAUAGCCCAGAUGUGUAUGAAGUCCCUGACAUGGAGGAAAACUCUCCUCCCCCAGUGAGCAGACCUUCCACACUCCUCAGUGUCCCUAGACAGAGUUUGCCCCCUAGAGCCAGCCCAAGAAUGCACAUGAAGAGUUGUCAUCCAAUCCCAGUCCAGGAGCCCAUAGAUGAUGCUGAAUAUGAAGCCUGCAAUCCAGAAUUAACUGGCAGUACAGCGUCUGGGCAAAAGCCCCUGCCUGCACUUCCCAAACCAAUACCCAGAGAGACGAAGCCAUUGAAGCCAUAUUUUAGACCGAGGCCAGAUAUUGCAUCCGGGGGAAAUGAAGGCACAGCACUGGCCACGAGGCACAUUAACCAGAAAAUCACAGCCACACCCCAGCCCUCUGAAUACAAGUGUGCCAAGAUUCCUCUGCCACAGAUGUUUACCUCUCACAAACCUGAUAGAGGAACUGUACCCACAGAUGAAAAAGGGUUAACAGAUGCUGAAGAGGGGACAGAUGUCUUGAAGAAACCCUGGUAUGCCAGCACCUGUGACCGUAAGACAGCUGAGGAUGCCUUGGUUCGCUCAAAUAAGGAUGGGUCCUUCCUCAUAAGGAAGAGCUCUGGUCAGGACACACAGCAGCCAUACACUUUAGUGGUGUUUUACAACAGUAGAGUCUACAACAUCCCAGUGCGCUACAUCCAAGCAUCGCAGCGAUACGCACUCGGGAGGGAGAAGAAAGGAGAGGAGCGUUUCACCAGUGUUUCCCACAUCAUUGAGAACCAUCAGAGGAACCCCUUGGUACUGAUUGACAGCCAGAGUAACUCCAAGGACUCUACCAAACUGUGCUAUGCUGUGAAUCCUUAGGCCUCACUAGAUCCUAACUAGUCCUAUGGAUCAUCAGGGAUUUAAGGUUCGGACUUGGGAGUCACAUUCCAAAUCAGUGCGUCUAGUGUAAGACCUGUGUGCAAGUCAUCAGGCAAUUUGAUGCUGCUCUCAGUUUGAAAUUACUGACCAUCUGUUCAGGGUUUGUGACAAAUAGUUGGAUUAGUCUAGUCACAUUCACCCAGUCAUGGCUAUCCAAGCAAGACCAGAAUGAAAUUGACUUACUGUAAUGUGCUAGUCUCUCUAGACAGACGGGUUGCUUUUGGCAAUGUACCAAUGCUCCAGUUUAACACGUCUGUACGUCAUAUAACGUCAGUUGGACAUAGAGGAACUACAUCACUGCCUUCUCUCCCUGCCAACAUCCCCCAGCCACAAAAUAGAGGCUAUCAAGAUGAAGAUCACAGAGGUUAUUUUUAAUGAGUGCAUUUGGUAAUUGGCUAGAUUGCAUCAACUACCUUCACUAAAACCACUGCAAAGGUUUUGCCUGCAAACUUUGAAUCGUGAUUUGAUGGGAGAGGUGAAAAAAACAAUUUUUUCCCCUCUUUUCGAAAUGUACUAAGUCAGUCCGUCAUGAUUACCGGACCCUAGUCAAUGCUGUUGCCUAGGGUCAUGUUUCCGGGACUGGUACUGUGCCAAUUCAGUAAAAUAGUUCAUGUGUGUACAUUUUCAAACGUGUGUUGAACAUUUUGCAUUCUAUGGGGUCUUUUCUACCAACCAAACAUGGCCCCUCGAAUAGUGCCAUGAUGUAUUCUUAAAGAGUAAAAUAUUGUAGAAAUAUUAUAAAUAGAAAGUAACUACAGUAAGUGUGAAUGGUGUAUGAUGCUGGAAAGCAACACCAAUAGAACAAAAAAAUAUCUGCAGCAUUGAGUUUUCUACUAUAUUCUUUAGUUGUGUUCAUUAACUCAAAAUGAUUGAUAUACCUUUCCUUUCUUAAUUGUGUUACCCAACUUACAUAUUCAAUAAUCACACAUAUAUUGUCAAACUAUUUGUAUUUAUUGAUCUGUACAACACAUAAUGCUACCAGGUGUGUAUCAAGAUAAAUACAUAUUCAUUGUGUAAAGGUCAGGCACUUGGAAAAAAACAAAUAUUUCUUAAGUCAAAAUUGACUACUACACUAUUCCAAACCAGGUACGUCCUAUAAUUCAUCCAUGCCAGAGAGAGAGAGAGAAAGAGCUGCCUAGAGGGGCUGUUGAACAUACGCGCCAUUACAAUGAUGCACUGUGAUUGUGAUGUGGAGAGACACUUUGACAAUUAUCUGUUUAAAUGCAGAAAUACAUGGUGGAUGACUAAUGCUGAUGUGUGCAAGCAGAAAGGGUAUGGUCAGAAAGAUGUGCUAUGUGUAUUUAUGAUGUGGGUCCAUUUGACCAAUGGUCCUGUGCUGACUAACUAAAAGUAUCCCUUUUCAUGGACACUUUCAGAACAUAAAGAAACAUACAGUAACAUGCAUAUCAAUAUUGUCAUAAGCUUCAUAAAGUGAGAUAAUGGGAAGAAAUAGUCACUGUCUGUUCAUAAUCCUAUUAAAAAACAUAAUUUCAAGUCACAAUAGGAAUUUCUUUCAGAAAAACAAUAUUUUGCAUGUAAAACCAGCAUUGUUAGGCUAUAUGCAGACAUGCCAUCAGUCAUCCUAUAACCUACUAUGGAUUUUGUUCAAUUAUAAAAAGGUGAAUACUUUGGACUACUCCUGCUACUAGUGCAGGACUAACUUAACAAAAUGUGCCCCACAUAUGGAUACUACUAUAUUCGAAACCAUUAAUAUUUUUGGUACAUACUGUACUGUAUGCAUUCAAACAAAAACAUUCCCUAUUUUCUAUGGGCCUUAACAGGGAUU